This is a messenger RNA of Moneuplotes crassus, 1736 nucleotides long. The record is from the annotation of a GenBank genome assembly. NCBI's taxonomy places the organism in Eukaryota, Ciliophora, Spirotrichea, Euplotida, Euplotidae.
UUAAUGGAUCCUGCAAUGAGUCAAGAGAGAAUUGAAGAGGCAAGCAGAGAGAGUAACUAUACAUCGCCUAGAGAAAUUACUCAGAAAAAGCUCGGAAAAGCUGAGGAUGCUAAAUUAAAGAUACAGAAGGAUAUAGCUUCAGCUCUUUAUGGAUUCCUUCAAAAGCACUUGAUCAUUGAAAUUCUUCCCCUACAUGCAAAGGUGCUAACUAUCGAGAGAAACAUGAGCAUUAGAGUUGGCCUAACAGCACUACAUGAGCAAAAGACUCCUCAUUGAGUAGUGUGGGAUUCUCUUAGAGGAGAAUAUGAUGGAACCCUUGUACUGAAAGAUUUUCUAGACGUCUCGAUAAACACUAAUGUUCCUUCUUCCGAUGAAAUUAAUGAAGAUGAAGAAGAGAAAAUUCCAUCUGAAGAGGCAGUCAAUGAAGAUUUAAACGCUCCUUCAACUCUUUUCAAUGAUAUAGCAGAAGAAAUGGAAAAUAAAUCAGUAUUUCAGAUAUUUGAACAUGUCAAAUGCACUAAGCACAAAAUAGUCAAGAUAGGCUAUGAUGAGAGUCUGAAGAAAAUAUGGGAUAUCAUGCAAGAUCAGGGCUUGAAGAUGGCAGCUUUGGAGUCUAUCUCAGAUGCUGAAAACAAGAUUCCUUCCUUCAUCCAAGGAUUCCUCUCAUAUAAUGAUUUUCUCGAAUUCUUUGUUGAUAAUUACGACGGGGAUGUGAAACCAUUUGAGAGGACUUUAACAGAAAUUGACAUAUUUUAUUCUAAAGGUUGAGGAGAUCCUGAGCACGAUACCAUUAAGGUUGUUCAAAAAGAUGAAAAGCUGUAUGUAGUCAUCAAGAAGAUGCUCGAGUACCAGAUCUUAAUGGUUCCUGUUGUGCAAGAUAUGGAAUCUAGAAGAACAAUUGGACUCUUCUUCCUAAAAGAUGUAUUUUGGUUACUCAGAUCUGGUAAAUAUUUCGACCAACCCAUUCAUGUGCUCCUUAAAGAGAUCUAUCAAGAUGCCCAGAAGGAUGAGUCUGACUUACCUGAAUGUGAAGGUGAAGAAGAUAGUGAUUUCGGUGAAUUUUUGAAGGACGAAGGUAUUGAUGAAGAUGGACAGGAUUUUUUGUACGAACUUGAUACUGAAUCAAAAAAAAGUGGCUCAAAGAUUAGUGAUAAUAGAGUAAGAUCUUAUAAUGGGAGCAAGCAAAAUAUGGCAAUGGAUGAUACAAUGCCAGGCACAAAAACGAAGAUGGAGUUUUCUUCAGCUAAUGAUGUUUAUCAAAUGAACAAUCAGAGUGAAGCUUCUAAGAACUUAAGAAAUAUCCUCUCCCAAGAAGAGUCUAAUAUUUUACAAAGAAAAGAGUCCUCUGGAGGGUAUAGACUCGAGCCUGAGACAAGUGGGAAACAUUUUCCAAGUACAGAUUAUAUGAGAAUGAAGAAUCAUUCACACAAUAGCAAAAUCAGUGGAAGAAUAAGAGCAAGGACUAGAGGAUGGUCUAUAAAUUCAUUCAAGAAAGACUUCAUUACCAAAAAGCUUGUUGCUAAGACAAAAGAAAUUUAUGGCAUCAACAGAGUUGCAAUUUUCAACCCUGACUGUACACUCAAGGAAUGAAUUGAGAAGAUAAUGUGUGUCCCUGAAAACAGGCUGAUAGAGAUUGACACUGACUUCAGAGUAGUUUCUAUCCUGACUUGCUCCGAUAUCAUAUCAUUUGUCUCGAGAUAAAUAAUUUUAUUAUCCGACAGCUCUUUACUACGUAU